GCAGUCGUGUGCUGCUGCAGAGCAAUGCGUAGGAGUAACUCAAUCUCUCCCACAAACAUUCACACUAGCUGCACCUAUCGCAACAAGGACUUGCGUCAAUUUACGGAUGGUGACAUUUUCUAUCGAGUUUUUAUCUAAUAGUAAUUGUUUUGGUUGUCAAAAAGGAUCGAAAGACCCGUAUUUCCUCGAAGCUAUCAUGCUGAACACAGAGGAAAGUUCCUGGUUAUCGGGGUCUCGGCUGCCCAGCUCCAUCCCUCUGUCUCCGGGGCCUCUGUGGUGCUCCGAUGCCCCUCACCCACAACUGAAGAUCCCGGGUGGGCGAGGGACUGUCAGGGAUCACUCUCUCGGCGUGCUACUACACAAGGAUGAGAAGUUAACGGUGACACAGGGAACUCCAGCGAAUGGAAACCCCUCUUUUCUCCACUUCCGCUACCAGCUGAAUGAGCGCCGCUCUGCCUUCUGGGAUACGGUUCUAUCAGGAGACAGCCUCUUCCUGGAGAUCCCUGCUGGGCAGCUAGUAGACGGGAGCAAAGAGGGGCUGACUGCUCUAUUGGAGUUUGCAGAAGAGAAGCUCAAAGUUAACUAUGUGUUCCUGUGGUUCCAUAAAGCCAGAGAGGAUCGAUUGUCCAUCAUCAAGACGUUCCACUACAUGGGCUUUGAGAUUGUGAAGCCAGGUCACCCCAUGGUACCGGCCCGGCCCGAUCUGGCCUUUAUGGUUUACUCUUUGGACAACAGCAGCUCAGACGAGGAGUGACUGCCACACCGUCUUCUGACACCUCCCUCUCCCACCCUUGCCUCCUCCCUGCCUCCCUAGAAACGCACCUUCUGCCUGUUUUCUUCCUCAAGCAAUCGAACCGGCCUUGGCUCUUGCUCUGACAUAAACCACGAAGGUGUCACCUAUGUUUUUCAUACACUUGUGAUUUAAAGGGGGUUGUUUGGGAGUGGUAUGAUGUCCAUGUGAGGCAGACACCCCACCUUCCCCCUUUCCCCGAGGAUAUUUGCAGAUUGGAUAAACAGGGCGUGGCAUACUUUGAACUAAGCCAUCACAUGCAUCUUGGGAUUGAGGCUUUCCUUUUCCUGCUUAGUUGUUUCUCUCUUGGCCACAUUAUUUGUUUGUGCUGCCAACAGGACAAACCACCGUUUGACAUCCAGGGGAAGGUGGGAUUCAUUUUACAUUAAAAUUCUGCAAAAAUCACCUGAAAGCAUCAACAUUUUUUAUAAAAAAGAGACUUUGGAUUGUUUUUGUGUGCUGUAUAUUGUGCAAGAUGUGUUUGGUUGAGAAAAGAGGAAAUUAUGGGUUUGGUAUGGUCAAUAAAAUGUAUCUUUUGCUUUAUAAUAUGGAUGGGUGCAAGCCUGAUCUGUUACAUUUAACAUUAAAGCAGAUGUAAGCAUUUCUUUACACUUCUUCCUUCCUUUACAAGGCAUCAUUCCAGCACAUGUCAAUCACUCUGGGAUUGUUGGCUCCAGAGUGUUUUUUUUUUUUUUGUUAGUUCUCAUUCAAAAAUCACUCUAGCCACAGAUGUGGAAAUACCCAGUUUGACCCUUUGACACUGUCUCUCCAGACGUGUCAAAGCUAAGAAGCAGCCGGUAUGUUGAAUGUCACAAACUGGUGGCUGCCAGCUGGCGGAGGAAAAACGUUUUUGCCCCCCCCCCCUCUGUGCAAUAGGUCAGUCUGAGUCAUUCUGAGUUAUUGACGAGUUACAGAGAGGGACGGCCUCCCUGUUUUCUCUUUGCUCCUUACAGAGAAACAAACGGGUGAGUUUGUUUUCUUUUUUUUUUC
Molecule: messenger RNA, 1780 nt
Organism: Etheostoma cragini (Arkansas darter)
Lineage: Eukaryota; Metazoa; Chordata; Actinopteri; Perciformes; Percidae
Gene: oaz2a
Product: ornithine decarboxylase antizyme 2a
Biological process (GO): positive regulation of protein catabolic process
Cellular component (GO): cytoplasm; nucleus
Molecular function (GO): ornithine decarboxylase inhibitor activity
Source: RefSeq, a predicted model, not a curated record